AUGGCCUCAAAUUUAUCAACUGGUUCCCAGUCUUCACUAACCACCACAGACGAACUUGAAGAGCUAGAAAUAAUGGAAUUCGAUGCCACGAUGCUUAGAGAAUUACUCGAAGAGCCAAAAGAAGAAGUGCGGGAUGAUAAAGUUUACACCAUGGAGAUGGAGAAGAACUCGACCUUGGAAGAUAAUUAUCAGUGUCUAGACAAUAUUGAAAAUUUCGACUGGCUUCAUAUCAUGGAAGAAAGCCCUUUUCCAUGCGACGAUAUAGGAGUUUGGUACCAGGGCACGGCUGAUGUUGUUGAGACGAUAGAGCUUUACGAUUGUUUUCGUAUCCCAAGUCCAGCACUAGUUCCAUAUGAUGAAAUUGCAUACAUUGGCUUGUGGGAACAGAAUUAG
Messenger RNA from Fraxinus pennsylvanica, 393 nucleotides. Lineage: Eukaryota; Viridiplantae; Streptophyta; Magnoliopsida; Lamiales; Oleaceae. The record is from the annotation of a GenBank genome assembly.